AGAUUACAUAAACAGGAAAACUUAAAACAAAAUUACUUAAAAAAAAAAGAGAGAGAGAGAGAGAGAGAAAGGCCAGAAGGGGUAGAGGCUGUAAAUGAAGGCAGAGAGAGAGCUUUAGGGGAUGAAGUUGCAGGGGAAGGCAGAGGUAGUAAGGCCUUGGAGGCUAGAGCAGGUUAAAUAGGGGCCCUUUAAAAGAUAUGUUUAAGUCCCUGAAACCUGUAAAUGUGACUUUGUUUGGGAAAAAAGUUCUUUCCAGAUGUAAUUAAGUUAAGGAUCUCAAGAAGAGAUCAUUCUGGAUUAUCUUGGUGAGCCUUGAAUCCAAUGACAAGUGUUAUUAGGAGAGACACAGAGGAGAUAAGAGAAGAAGCCAGAGGCAGAGAUUGGAGUCAUGCAGCCAGGAGCCAAAGAGCUUCUGGAGGCACCAGACCUUGGAAGAGACAAAGAAUGGAAUCUCCUUUAGAACAUUAGAGAGAAUCCUACCAAUGCCUUGAUUUUGUACUUCUGGCCUUGGGGACUGUACGAGAAUAAAUUUGCUUUGUUUUAAGCCUCCAAGAUUUUGGCAAUUUGUUAUGGCAGCCCUAGGAAACUAAGGCGGAGGCCAUGUUUUAGGAUUUUGUUCUGAGAGUUGUGAAAAGUUGUUGAAGAGUGUUAAGGAAGGGAAUGGCAGAAUCUGAUUUAGACCUCAAAAAGAUCACUCUGCUCUGUGGAUACUGAACUAUUAGUAGAGAAGUCAAUUAGGAGAUAUUUUAGUAAUACCAGCAGGAGUUGAUGAUGGUUCAGACUAGGGUGGUGCUCUGGGAAAGAGAGAAAUUUGGGAGUUAUUAGCAUACAGAUGGUAUUUAAAGUUGUCAAAAGUUCAGAAAUAACAGAAGUAAAACUGAGGAAUCCCUGAAAUAGUAAUUAGUUAAAGUUUAUUGUGCACAUACCAUAAAGAUAGUUUGCAAACUGGGAACAUUCAAAACAUGCAGUGAGGCUCAGGGGUAUGUUAUAAAGCAGCUUAUAUAGUGAGAAAGCAGUGACUUUAUUCUUCACAUUGAUUGCUUGUAAUAUUAGAGUUCUCUUAAAUGAUAGGGUGUUGGUCAGUAGUUACCUUGGGAAACAGUUCAAGUUUUUGCUUGUGAUUUCCAGAGACAUAAGCAAGAAAUGACCUAGGUCAAGUUAGUUUGACAAAAUAAGCUAAAUUAAUCUUUGUUUGUGUGAUUAAACUAUUUUUGUCUACUCAGGGAAUUUUCAAGGCUGGCCUCCAUUUGUUUUUGACUUCAGCAAAGUCAUGGGAAUAUUUGAGAUCACCUGGGAAGAACAUAGAACCAUGAGGGCAAAUAGCCCAAGUUUAGUCCUAAAGAUCCCAAACCUUUAGACAAGAAGAAGAAAUGGCAAAAGAAUCUAAGAAGAAAUAAUCAGAAAGAUAGAAGGAAAGCCAUGACAGUAGGGUCUCAUGAAAGCCAAGGUCUAGGGUGGGGGAGAAAUGUGGAAUUGAGAGGAGAUGUUAAAUAGUCAUUAGGAGAGUAGGGAGGGAAGUAUUGCAGAAUUGAGCACUACCGGGCAGUGUAGAGAUCCAGGUGACAUUAGUGGUUAUACAUUUACCGUGUUUCUAAUCUGUUUGGGGGUGUGUCUAGCUACUCUCACUGGUACAAAUAUAGGUCCAGAAAAGCCAGAGUGACUGGGAUUUAGCUGGGGAAACUUGAAGGAAGGAGGGAGAGUCAGGGGAUUGAAUGAAUAUAUGUGUGAGAGGGGGCUUAUCAGUAGGAUAAAGAGAGAAAUGAAGGUGAUGAAAAGAGAGCCUCCAUGGAGAAUAUAGGUCAAUGGAUUGGAGAGAUAUAGAAAUUACUUGACUAAACUGUAAGGAAAGCAGCUUGUCAGAGGAUGGCAGGCUUCGGAUUCAUGAUCUGGGAAGUGUUCAGUUUCUGCUGAUGACAAGAUGCAGGGUGUGGCCAUGGAAGGAAUUGCCAAGGAAGCGUGGAAGAAAAGGGCCUUGGAGCAUUCUGGUUGUCCCCUUGGUCUGAAAUGCUCUUCACUUCCUCACUCUGCUUGGCUGGCUCCUUCUUGUCCUUCUGCCUCUCCUUAAAAUGCUACUGAUAACUCCAUCUGAAGAAGGAUCACGAACUGCUCCGUACAACACUAAGGGUGAAGAAUAUAUAAAAGUCCUGUGAACAUCUGUGAUACUAUCAGUGAACCGUUUCGCAAUGAGCGAUGUCAGCGCCCGCCAGGCCGCCUCUCUGUUCUGCUCAGCUACUGCUUCUUGGGAUACGUUCCUCAUGCUAUGGAAUUGCAAGCCACAAGCUAGAGCUUUCAGAUAUGUGGGUCACAAGGAUGUGGUAACCAGCGUGCAGUUUUCCCCACUUGGAAACUUACUGGCAUCUGCUUCAAGAGACAGAACCAUUAGACUCUGGAUUCCUGAUAAGAGAGGAAAAUCCUCUGAAUUUAAAGCUCAUACAGCUCCAGUUCGAAGUAUAGACUUUUCAGCCGAUGGCCAGUUUCUAGCUACAGCUUCUGAAGACAAAUCUAUCAAAGUAUGGAACAUGUAUCGCCAGCGUUUCUUGUAUUCCUUGUACCGACAUACCCACUGGGUACGCUGUGCCAAAUUUUCACCUGAUGGAAGGCUAAUUGUAUCAUGUAGUGAAGAUAAAACUAUUAAAAUUUGGGAUACCACAAAUAAGCAGUGUGUUAAUAACUUCUCAGAUUCUGUAGGGUUUGCAAAUUUUGUGGGUUUUAACCCUACUGGUACAUGCAUAGCUUCAGCAGGUUCUGAUCAUACCGUGAAAAUCUGGGAUAUAAGAGUAAACAAAUUGCUCCAGCAUUAUCAAGUUCACAGCGGUGGAGUUAAUUGUGUAUCAUUCCAUCCUUCGGGUAACUAUCUCAUCACUGCGUCUUCAGAUGGCACACUUAAGAUUCUGGAUCUCUUAGAAGGAAGACUUAUAUACACACUUCAAGGACAUACGGGACCUGUCUUUACUGUUUCAUUUUCAAAAGGUGGAGACCUAUUUAGCUCCGGAGGUGCAGAUGCACAGGUCUUAUUAUGGAGGACUAAUUUUGAUGGCUUGAAUUGUAAAGACAUUAUUAAAAGAAAUCUCAAAAGAUUACAUUUUGAUUCAUCACCACAUCUUGUUGAUAUAUACCCAAGAACACCACAUCCCCAUGAAGGAAAAAUUGAGACUGUUGAAAUUAAUCCAAAGCUUGAGGUAAUCGAUUUGCAGACUUCUUCUCCCCCUGUUAUGGACAUCCUUUCUUUUGAUUCUACUACAACAACAGAUACCACUGUUAGAACCUUAGCAGACAAAGGUGAAGAGAUCAACAGUUAUUUCUUGAACCCUUCUUUAUUGUCAUCGGAAUGUUCACCAACAACCUCAAAAAAGAAAACAGAAGACACGAGUGACUUCCCUUCUGAGAGCCAGAGAAGCAUACCACUCGCCGUGACUGAUGCUUUAGAGCACAUCAUGGAACAACUCAGUGUUUUGACACAGACUGUUUCAAUCUUGGAGCAGCGACUGACUUUGACAGAGGAUAAGCUGAAAGACUGCCUUGAAAAUCAGCACAGGCUUUUCAAUGCUAUCCAGCAGAAAAGUUAAAUAGAAAAGUAUGAGCAGAGGCAUGAUAAACGAACACAUGUACAUAGGCUCGGGAAGGUAGUACGAGACGCUCCCUUCAUGCAACACAACCAUGUGCUGAUUAUAAUGAUCAUGGCAUCUCUUAAAAGGGUGAGCAACAGAACCAAAGGCAGAAAAGGCACAAUUAACGACCAAUUUAAACACACAAAUCAAUGUCAAGGACUAAUUCAAAUCAUUACUGAUUAUAAUUGCAGUAAUAAAGUGGUAAGUAUUCAAGUGGCUCUAUAUUUUCCCCCAUAUUAUUUUAAAUGCCAGUUUUCAUUUAUAGUCCAAAUCCUGCCAGGAAAGUAAUCAAAUCUUUGAGUUUCAUUGUUAAAUCAUUGCAGUUAAUCACGUUCAGGCAAUUCCUUAAAGCAAUGGAUGUGUUUCUUUAGUGAACAACACCGUUGGGGUGAAGUAAUACAGUUACCUCUAAAACAGCAUCCUGUAUGCAGAGAAUGAGUUAGUGCUCUGACUCAUAUUUCUUUUAGCUCAAAAACAUUUAUUCUUUCUUAACAAUGCCCUGAAAUGCUGAUCUUACAAAAUUCCCAAAGUGUAGAAUUUCCACAGCAAGAACACGCUUAUUUUAAUUAGCAACAGCACAUACGUGGCACAGGGCGGUGGGUUGUUACUUAACUUAUGUUGUACAUGGCUUAUCCUUUGCUCAACCUGAAAGAAAAUGAAGAGCUAAAAAUGCGAGAAGCUCACGCGUCUUUCCUCUCGUAGAUGAGUGCACUGAAUGAUUUGGGUUGUGUCCAGACCUAAGCCCUGGUUUACAAAGCCGGCAUUAAGAGUGGUUUCAGUAAGCUCUGGAGCUUGAAAGAUGCAACGGUGAUAUUUACAAAUACACACACAUGUACAUUCAUGUGCUUCAGAAAUGUUGCUGAGGGUGAUUUUGGCAGCUGAGUAAUAAGUCCGUAUAAUAGUCACAUCAUUGUCUUCCUAUUUUUUUUUAAAUGAAUGUGAUUUAAAACAAAAUGAAAUUGAGCCUGGCCUUCUAAAAAAUGCUUAGGGUGAUUUGGUUACAAAUUAAGAAUUUUGUUUUAUCUAAAACAAGGGAUUAAAUUGAAGAAAAACAGAUUAAUAUUAGCUUGUUUUUCUGUUAACCUAAAUCAAGAACAAAGAAGGUGGGAGAGGGCAGUCACAUUUAUGCUGUCUGUAGGUAACAUGGGGAAAAUGUUUUGAAAAAGAAGCAAAAGUCAAAUCCUAUUUAUGUAUGAGUCUGUAUUUAUAAAUUUUUCCCAAAUAAUUUCAAUCAUAUCUAUAAGGUGGUUUUUAAAAAAAAUCAUCUCAUUCUGUGUUUUAAGUGCCUUUUUGUAUUGUACUAAGUGUGAACUUGUAGACAUUUUCAAGAGUUUAUAAAGACUAAGUGGUAUUGUAUUUUUAUAACCUUGUACAAAAGACCAAGAAAUGAAAUGUCAUAAUGUUUUUUGUUUACAAUUUCUUAAGCCUCAAACAAUAAAGACACUUUACCUUAAAAAA
Molecule: messenger RNA, 5066 nt
Organism: Lynx canadensis (Canada lynx)
Lineage: Eukaryota; Metazoa; Chordata; Mammalia; Carnivora; Felidae
Gene: POC1B
Product: POC1 centriolar protein B
Exons: 12
Coding region: 2184-3566 (460 amino acids)
Biological process (GO): cilium assembly
Cellular component (GO): ciliary basal body; centriole
Molecular function (GO): protein binding
Source: RefSeq, a predicted model, not a curated record